AUGGCUGGCGUCGUGAUAACAUUCAACGUUUAUAUUUGUCGCCACGAUCUGAGUUUCCCGGCGACUUCGAUACGUUUCAAUCUACCACUAACCACGUCACAUUCUACAGCGGGUGGCUUCUGGAAUUUCAAAUUUCUGAGGAGGCUUUGUCCGUUACAGAGAAUUAAUUCGACCAUGAAAUUUCUGCUCCGUCUCAUCUGCCCUUGUACCUUAAAGAUUGAGCGCAGUGCUCAUGUGCAAUAUUACGCGUCCUUCAAAUUUACUGCAUUGCCUCAAUCCGCCACACUUAUCCCUGCUAAGCCAUACUUGAUCCCAAAAAAAGGAAAACAAAUAGUCGAAACCAAGCCAACAAAUCUCAAAUGGAAAUAUAUAAUAAAGCUUAUCAGGAUAAACAAAUAUCGUGAAACCAAUCACAAUAUGAUAAUCCAAUUUCCUUAUUAUGUUCCAGUGUUCCCUGAUGUCCAAACAGGAAAGUUAAAUCCCCGGCACCCGAAUCCUCAUAUUUAUACAAGUCAAGGCUUGGCAAACGGUUCAAUUCGAGGACUCGAUAUCACCGAUAUCUCAAGAUUUUGCACCCAGCCCGGAAAAGACGCGAUUUUUUUGGAAUCAUCUUUCCAAGAUUAUGGAGAAACACGACAAACAAAAAAGUUUUGA
This is a messenger RNA of Acaulospora morrowiae, 654 nucleotides long. The record is from the annotation of a GenBank genome assembly. NCBI's taxonomy places the organism in Eukaryota, Fungi, Glomeromycota, Glomeromycetes, Diversisporales, Acaulosporaceae.